CUCUCUUCUUCCUCCCCCCUUUCCCAGCGGCACCAGGCCCCCGCCCUGGUGGCAUCUCCGUAAUUUCGCCGCCUCUUCGCCGCCGCGGGGGGUGGGAGGAGGAGGCAUGGGCAACGCCAGCGGCCGCGAGGAGGACGUCGCGGCCGUGGACGGCGACGGCGCCGACGUGGAGGACGGCGGCGGGGACUCGUCGGUCCGCUCGUCGGAGCGCGGCUUCCCGCCGUACGGCAGCGGGGGAGCAAACAACGUGCGGCGCGCGUGCUCGGUGGGCGUCGUCGGUGGCGGAGGCGGCGCCGGAUCGCCGCCCGGGAGCCCCGGCCGCUCGCUCUCGCCGCGGAUGUUCGUGCCCCAGACCCCUGUGCCUCCACUGCAAAGAGCUGCUGAUGUAACCCCAGUAUUCAACCAGAUAUUGAUGAAUGAACAAGAAGAAGAAUAUGAUGGCCCCCCUCCGAAGGAAAUUCCUGCUUUAAUUGUGUGGACCCUUGGAGGAAAGAAUGUAUAUGUUGAAGGAUCAUGGGAUAACUGGAAAUCAAGAAAAGCCAUGCAAAAAUCUGGGAAAGAUCACUCUCUUCUGCUGGUACUCCCAUCUGGAGUUUACCGAUACAGAUUUGUUGUAGAUGGAGAAAGGAGAUGUCUUCCUGAUCUUCCCUGUGAAACUGAUGCAAUGGGCAAUGCGGUUAACCUUCUUGAUGUUAAUGACUUUGUUCCUGAAAGUGUUGAGAGCGUGACAGAAUUUGAGCCGCCUCCGUCUCCAGACUCCAGCUAUAGUUUCCAGGCACCUGAGGACAAGGACUUUGCUAAGGAGCCUCCUGCUCUUCCAUCCCAGCUCCAUCUCGGUGUUCUUAACUCACAGAACUCGGAAGAAAGUUGCGCGCGGCCCCAGCACAUAGUCCUCAACCACCUCUUCAUCGAGAAGGGCUGGGGCGCCCACCCGCUGGUGGCGCUCGGUCUAACCCACAGGUUCGAGUCCAAAUAUGUAACUGUCGUCCUGUAUAAGCCCAUCGAACGAUAGCAAAAGUAGCCCCCACAUGAAGAGUGGAAGUUAAUGCGUGACAACUCACUGCGAGAGCAGCGAUGAACAACGCCGAGGGUACAUGCUUGUAAAAGCGGUUGAGGUUGAGGAGUAUUUUUUCCAUGCCUUUGACAGCUUGCAGAACCUCUGGUUGAUGUUGUACAUGCUGCACUAUCAUGAUGUUGGCCUCCUGGUUUGUUUAUCCUGUCACAGGGAGAGCCAAGGCGCCCUUAGUUCCUACAUGUCCGCCUGUUGUGAUUGUUCCCCGUCCCCUGGGAUGAAAUGUGAGUAGAGGUGUCACUGAAAACCGUGGAAAUCCACAGAAAGUUAGGUGCCAGAGAUAGAUCAUGUGAUUCCUAGGUUUUUGUCUUGUUUUUGACUGGUGAAAGACGAUGUCGUUCUGUAAUAAGAUCAGAGCAAUUUACAAAUGGGAUACGUUGUGUUUUGUC
Molecule: messenger RNA, 1461 nt
Organism: Panicum hallii
Lineage: Eukaryota; Viridiplantae; Streptophyta; Magnoliopsida; Poales; Poaceae
Product: SNF1-related protein kinase regulatory subunit beta-1-like
Exons: 4
Coding region: 107-1012 (301 amino acids)
Molecular function (GO): protein binding
Source: RefSeq, a predicted model, not a curated record